AUAAUCAAUGGCGCACAUAUUGGAGGCAGUUUAAGCCGAACCUCUGGCGGAAGGGAAUUUACAGCGGCACGCAGUAUGGUACUAUGACGUCGACUAAGUUAAGGCGAGUAGCCAGAGUUAGGCCGUCCGCUACUUUCCCGCUCCGCACUAGUCCUGGAUUAUUACUGCUUUUGUAGGGAGCCCUACACAUAGCAGGGUAAGGGGGUUGGGAACACCCCCCUAAAACUGGACUGAUUUUUCCAGAGCAACGGAUUCGCUUGGAUUGAGAGAGCCGCAACUCUUGCCGGUUCCCGAGACCGUUUUUUUGUUUUUGUUUUUUGUUUUUGGGUUUUUUGUUUGUUUGUUUGUUUUGUCCUUUUGCGGCUGCUCAGUGGCCAACAGCAAAACCGAGAAGCAUUCUUGCCCAUUCUUUUGGGCUCUCCUGGCCGUUUGUCCCUUGGCUGCACCAGCUUCCUCGCGUGGGCUUCGGGCAGUUCUGAGCACUUGAAUUGGCUUGGGCAAAAGAAUCCAGAGACCCUAGGAUUUCAGAAGGCCAGCAGUCUCCACUGGAGAAGAAGAUCCUGAGUUUUGGUGGUGUGCAUACAACAGCAGCAAGACACUUGAUAACUCAGAAAUGCCAUGAGGAGAGCAAAGCACUCUGCAAGGAGCAAGCUAAUUCUCUGGACUACUGGCUUGCAAAAGCAGAGUCGUAUUAUAAUAAGAGAAUGGUGGAGAGAAUGAAAAAAGACACAGGUGAUGAAACAAAGACAAAAGUGCAAGAGGAACCACCAUCACCAUCACCACCACCACCACCACCACCACGCAGAGAGAGACAGAAACAGCAUUACUGGGUGCCUGAGAGAGAGAAGAAGCAAAUAGAAAGGCACAUUCAUAGAACAAGCCAUGCCAGAGAAUUUACAGACAAACCCUGGAGACAGCCACGACUCUUCAGUGAAACAACACUACCCAAAAUUGUGCUAGAGGAGGAAAGCAUCCCACAAGCACAGAAAAGAAGGCAGGCACACGAGAGAGAACUGCUCCAAAUUAAAGAUCACCGGGAGCGCAUGAUUCGAGGGAGGGAACUUCUACAGCAAAGGCUCAAAGACAGAAUCUUGAGAAAAAGCCCGAGUCAGAUCCCACUUCCUGAGAAGCGUGAUCAAGUGAAGAAACAGAAAAAAGAGUUUGAGAAGGUAGUUGCAUACCCACUAGUCCAGCCAUCCUGUACCAGUAGGAUUAAAGUAGAUGUUCUUAUGGAAAAAUCUCAGGAUGAAGAGGACUUGAGCACAAUUAUAAAACCUUUUGGAAGGAGAUUCUUAGCUGUACCACCCUUUUUGAGAACUCAAAUAGGAAAAAUAAAGGAUCUGUAAAGUUUCAGAGCUUUGCUAAUGGUACCAUGUUUCUUCUGCGAUGUGUGUUUGGGGGAAGGGGGUGUGGAGAGGGGUUGUGGAGAGGGAUUGGCUAUCCUGGAACUCUCUGGCCUCAAACUCAGAGUUUUGCCUGCCUUUAUCUCCCAAAGCCUGGGAUUAAAGGUGUACAACCUACCAUCUGUCUGAAAACAUGUAAACAUGUUUCUUAUAUGAA
This is a messenger RNA of Mus musculus (house mouse), 1560 nucleotides long. RefSeq names its product RNA polymerase I subunit H, antisense (gene Polr1has). The transcript is spliced from 3 exons. Lineage: Eukaryota; Metazoa; Chordata; Mammalia; Rodentia; Muridae. Bases 705 to 1346 code for a protein of 213 amino acids. The record is from RefSeq and is marked validated.